GCUUCUGCUAGGUCUCCCCCACAGCCGCUCCACUGCGGGGCCUGGGCACAGGAGUCUGGUAGAAGCCGACAGGCUGCUGGGGCUCCUGGGAGGAUUGGCAGACGGCAGAAGCAGGGGUGAGACCGGGCCGAGGAGCAGAAUCAGCACCCCUGGAGGCAGAAUGUCAGGCAAAGAGGGCAAAGGUGCAGCGAAGGAUCCAGGGUCGGAGCCCACACUGGGGAUGGACCCCUUCGCGGACACGCUGAGGCGGCUGCGGGAGGCCUUCAGCGCAGGGCGGACUCGGCCGGCCGAGUUCCGGGAGGCGCAGCUCAGGGGCCUGGGCCGCUUCCUGCAGGAACACAAGCAGCUUCUGCAGGAGGCGCUGGCGCAGGACCUGCACAAGCAGGAACAUAGCCAGCCUGCACCCGCCUCAGGGCCUUUGCACAUGCUGUGCCCUUUGCCUGGAAGAUUCUGCCUCCAGGUAUCCUUGGGCUCCCUUCCUCCCUAUCUUCGCUGCUCAAAUGUCCCCGCAUCUCCGAGGCCAGCGCUGACUGCGCCACCCAGGCGCCCCUUCCUCUCACCGUGUUUCGCCUUCCCUUGCUCUUGUCACAUCAGUGUUCUCCCUAGCAUGUUGGCUGUUCCUCUACAACAUCGGCUCUGUCCGGGUCAUCAGGCUGUCCGUGCAUCCGGUCACGGCUGCGCUCCGGGCACUUCAGCCUUCGAGUCGGAAGUGUCUGAGAUCAGCAUCACCCAGAGUGAGAUCAACUUGGCCCUCAGGAAUCUGAGGGCCUGGAUGAAGGAUGAGAAAGUGCCCAAGAAUCUGGCCACGCAGCUGGACUCGGCCUUCAUCCGGAAGGAGCCCUUCGGCCUGGUGCUUGUCAUCGCCCCCUGGAACUACCCUGUGAACCUGACCCUCGUGCCCCUGGUGGGCGCCCUUGCCGCAGGGAACUGCGUGGUGCUGAAGCCAUCGGAGUUCAGCAGGAGCACCGAGAAGGUCCUGGCUGAGGUGCUGCCCCGAUACCUGGACCAGAGCUGCUUUGCCGUGGUGCCGGGCGGGCCCCAGGAGACGGGGCAGCUGCUGGAGCACAAGUUCGACUACAUCUUCUUCACGGGGAGCCCUCGGGUGGGCAGGAUCGUCAUGUCUGCCGCCGCCAAGCACCUGACGCCCGUCACGCUGGAGCUGGGGGGCAAGAACCCCUGCUACGUGGACGACGACUGUGACCCCCAGACCGUGGCCAACCGCCUGGCCUGGUUCCGCUACUUCAACACCGGCCAGACCUGCGUGGCCCCCGACUACGUCCUGUGCAGCCCUGACACGCAGGAGCGGCUGCUGCCCGCCCUGCAGAGCGCCAUCACCCGCUUCUACGGCGAGGACCCCCGGAGCUCCCCGGACCUGGGCCGCAUCAUCAGCGACAAGCACUUCCAGCGGCUCCGAGGCCUGCUGGGCUGUGGCCGCGUGGCCAUUGGCGGCCAGAGCGACGAGAGCGAGCGCUACAUCGCCCCCACGGUGCUGGUGGACGUGGAGGAGAUGGAACCCGUGAUGCAGGAGGAGAUCUUCGGACCCAUCCUGCCCAUCGUGAACGUGAGGAGCCUGGACGAGGCCAUCGACUUCAUCAACCGUCGGGAGAAGCCCCUGGCCCUGUAUGCCUUCUCCAACAACAAACAGGUAGUGAACCAGAUACUGGAUCGGACCAGCAGCGGGAGUUUCGGAGGCAAUGAAGGCUUCAUCUACCUGACUCUGCCGUCCCUGCCGCUGGGGGGAGUCGGGAACAGCGGGAUGGGACGAUACCACGGCAAGUUCUCCUUCGACACCUUCUCCCACCACCGCGCCUGUCUGCUCUCCCACCCCGGCCUGGAGAAGCUCAAUGAAAUCCGCUACCCUCCCUACACUAACAGCAGAGAGCAGCUGGUCAGCUGGGCCUUGGGGUCCCACAGCUGCACCCUCCUGUGAACACCCUGUGCCCCUCCAGUGCCCUACCCCCACGAUCCCUCUGUCCUGCCGCUGCCCAGGUGUUCAGUGUGGGGCUCGGAGGGAGGGGAUCCUGUCCAGGAGUG
Messenger RNA from Felis catus (domestic cat), 2034 nucleotides. Its product is annotated as aldehyde dehydrogenase family 3 member B1-like. Gene Ontology annotation, cellular component: cytoplasm. Gene Ontology annotation, molecular function: aldehyde dehydrogenase (NAD+) activity. The transcript has 11 exons. Gene Ontology annotation, biological process: aldehyde metabolic process. Lineage: Eukaryota; Metazoa; Chordata; Mammalia; Carnivora; Felidae. The record is from RefSeq and is a predicted model, not a curated record. Bases 161 to 1930 code for a protein of 589 amino acids.